Molecule: messenger RNA, 4790 nt
Organism: Solea senegalensis (Senegalese sole)
Lineage: Eukaryota; Metazoa; Chordata; Actinopteri; Pleuronectiformes; Soleidae
Gene: adam12b
Product: ADAM metallopeptidase domain 12b
Exons: 23
Coding region: 412-3357 (981 amino acids)
Biological process (GO): proteolysis
Molecular function (GO): metalloendopeptidase activity
Source: RefSeq, a predicted model, not a curated record
UCACUCUCUCUGUAUGUGUGUGUGUGUGUGUGAGCUCCGGUAGUUUCUCUCUUCUCCACUCGUGUUAUCGUCACAGGAGCUUCUGAACCUCCGCGCUGCUCCAACUCAUGCGUCCGUGCGCUUCUCCCACAGACCGUCGCCGGUCACAGCGCGUCUGCUGCCGCCGGGAAAAGUUUGUGAUAGCUGCCUCGUUGGAGUGACAGCCCGCCUGGACUCUGUGUGUGGAGACUUUUUUUUCGUUUGUUCUGUUGUUGUUGUUGUUGUUUUUUAAAUCACUCCUCCACGGUGAUCUUCCCUGACCCGUGUCUCCAUCCCCCACGUGCGCAUGCAGUGUUUGGUCUUACGGCUUUAAUAGUCGCACCGUGACCGGAGCUGAGAUCCAACACCACCACCACCACCAUCAUCAUCACCAUGAGAGGCUGCUGGAGGCGGCGGAGGAACUUUGCCUUCUUCCUCCUCGCUGUCUCCUCCUGGUGCCUGUCCACGGCCACGGCCACGGAAAACGCCGACAACACGGUUUCCAGCAUACGAGAAGUUGGACCAGAGGAGGCCAAACAGCAGGCGGGAACCAACCAACCACAACGCCAUGAGACCACUGUCCCUCUGCUGCUGAAGGGCAAGGAGCUAAGACCUCUGAACCAGCUCAAAGCCGGGAGUUAUCCUGCGUCACUCCAGCUGCUGGUACGUGCAGAAGGUGAACAGCUGAUCUUGUUGCUGGAGAAAAACGAGGGUCUCUUUGCGAGCCAUUACACCGAGACACAUUACCAGGAGGAUGGAAGUGCAGUCACUGGUGCUCACAACUUCACGAAUAACUGCUACUACCAUGGAGAGGUGCAAGCACAUCCAAACUCUGACGUCACCCUCAGCGCCUGCUCAGGCCUUCGAGGCUUCAUCGCGCUUGAGAAUAAGACGUUCAUCAUGGAGCCAGAGUCUGGUCGAGACGCCGGGUCCCACUUCAUCUACCGAGUGGAAGAACUGCGACUGACCCCAGGAGCCUGCGGCCACGGCUUCAACGUGUCGUCCGUCGCUCCUGAAGACCACAUCACAAGCCCCUUCCAGUCCUUCCACACGAGGCAUAAACGACACGCUCAGAAGACGACCAAAUACGUCGAGCUGAUCAUUGUUGCGGACAACAGAGAGUUUCAGAAACAGGGGAAGGACGUGGACAAGGUGAAACAGAGACUGGCAGAGAUAGCCAAUUAUGUGGACAAGUUCUACAGAGCCCUGAACAUCCGCGUGGCCCUGGUGGGUCUGGAGGUGUGGAGCGACUCGGACAAAUGUCCCGUCACGCAGGACCCCUUCGCCACGUUGCACGAGUUCCUGGACUGGAGGAAAGUCAAACUUCUGCCUCAGAAGCCUCACGACAACGCUCAGCUCAUCAGCGGGGUUUAUUUCCAGGGCACCACCAUUGGCAUGGCGCCCAUUAUGAGCAUGUGCACAGUUGAGCAGUCUGGAGGCAUCGUCAUGGAUCACUCCGAGAACCCACUGGGUGCAGCCGUGACUUUGGCACACGAAUUGGGACACAACUUUGGCAUGAACCACGACACCCCGGAGCGCGGCUGUGGCUGCAGGAUGACGGCGGACCGUGGAGGCUGCAUAAUGACACCCUCCACAGGGUAUCCGUUCCCGACGGUGUUCAGUACGUGCAGCAAGAAGGACCUUGCUGCCAGUCUGGAGAAAGGCGUGGGCAUGUGUUUGUACAACAUGCCCGAGGUCAAGGUUCUCUACGGCGGACAGAAGUGCGGCAACGGCUACGUGGAGGAGGGAGAGGAGUGCGACUGCGGGGAGCCCGAGGAAUGUAUGAACCCAUGCUGCAACGCCACCACAUGCACUCUGAAGGGAGAUGCUGUGUGUGCCCACGGACAAUGUUGUGAAGACUGCAAGCUAAAGCCAGCUGGCACCCUGUGUCGAGAGUCGAGCAACUCGUGCGACCUGCCCGAGUUCUGCACGGGCUCCAACCCUCACUGUCCGGCCAACGUGUAUCUGCACGACGGCCACGCCUGCCACAACGUGGACGGAUACUGCUACAAUGGCAUCUGCCAGACUCACGAGCAGCAGUGCAUCACUCUGUGGGGACCAGGUGCCAAACCUGCCCCCGGGAUCUGCUUCGAGCGAGUCAACUCCGCAGGCGAUCCUUACGGGAACUGUGGGAAGGACUCCAAAGGUUCCUUUGCCAAGUGCGAUGCCAGGGACGCCAAGUGCGGCAAAAUUCAGUGCCAGGGAGGAGCCAACCGACCGGUGAUCGGGACAAAUGCCGUUUCCAUAGAAACCAACAUUCCGCUUCAGGAGGGAGGGCGUAUCCUGUGUCGAGGGACGCACGUCUACCUGGGCGAUGACAUGCCGGACCCUGGACUGGUUCUGGCUGGUACAAAGUGUGGAGAGGGCAUGGUGUGUAUGAACCGCCAGUGUCAGAACGUCAGCGUGUUCGGCGUGCACGAGUGCUCGGGGAAGUGCAGCGGACACGGGGUGUGCAACAACAAGAAGAACUGCCACUGCGAAGCACACUGGGCGCCUCCGUUCUGUGAGAAAGGCGGCUUUGGUGGGAGCAUGGACAGCGGGCCGAUGAGACAAGCAGAUGUGCGUGUGUGCGUAUUAAUGUGCGUGUUGUCAUAUAUGGCAUCAGCGGAUAGCGUGGCCAUCACCGUGGCAACCCUGGUCACCUUGCUCAGCCUCCUUGUGGCCACCGUCAUCGUCGUCCUGAAGAGGAAGACCCUGCUGCGACUCCUCUUCGCCGAUAAGAAGAGCACACUAGAGAAACUCAGAUCUGUGGAGGCCACCAGGCCCACCAGCCCCAUGAGGACCCAGUCCAUGUACAGACCCACGCCUCAGCGUAAACCUCCACCCAAACCCUCUGGAUCCAGCGCUUUUAAACCAUCUCUCCUGAGCACGGAGCCGCUCCUCCCCCAGCACGGCUUCCACUCUCACAGCCUGCGCAGGCUGCCUCUCUACCAGCCGCUGCACAUCAGCCAGCCCAUGCCGGUGUCUCUGAGCGUGGGUCAGCCCACGCUGCCUCCGCUCCCCGCUCACCACAGGCUCCUGCCUGCACACACGGCGCUCUCGCCGCCGCCGCCGCGGGUGCCGCCUUUUCUCAGCCUGCCUCGCCAGCAGCCGUCGUACGGGGUCGACCAGGACUUUGACAAGCCCAGUCCGCCCCAGAAGCCUCUGCCUGCAGACCCGCUCGGGAGGAGCUCUCGGUCGGGUCACGGCACCACAGCGGGGAGGGUUCACAAACUCGCCGCCGGACCCCUCCCCGUCCCCAUCCCCACUGUGCCCAGGCUUCCACCCAAAAUCCCUCUACCCUGCAGACCUGCGCCGGUGUUGCCCUACAGACCACCAAAGACCCGGGACGACUGCUGAGCUCUUGGACGUCGUGGACGUGUAGAUAACCCUACGUACACAUGGAGACGCUCUUUGAUUUGCACUAAAGACUGAGACCGCGUCAGCGUCUGUGGGACAUUUUCAAGCGUCGGCAGAGUUUCUGAUGAAAAAGAGAGGCGGUGCCGCGCCUCUCAAACGGUGCUUUCUUCUCCUCGCUCAGGUACCAAUGAACUAUUUAUCUAUUUAACUAUUUAACUUCAGUAUCACCAGUUUGUGCACAAAGAGUGAGGUUUAGAAGAGAAUGGAAACAUUCUUUGAUGGUUUUUAUACAUUUUUGUUUUGUUUAUUCUCAAAUGAAAUGCCGAUAUAUAUAUAUAUAUAAUGUUUUUAUAUAAAUAUAACCAGUGGAGUUGCUUGAAUGUUUGGUUUUUGGACUUAAAUGAGAAUAAAGGGAGUUCGCGGAGUUCAAGUAAGCAAGUUGUCAGGACAGGUUCUGGCCCACAGAGCUUUUUCAUACAUUUCUGAUAGAUUUAUGGAUUUAUUCAUCAUGUUUUGGGUGCUUUUCUAGCUGCUCUAAUAGUUUUCUAGAUGCAUCAUCUAAAAGCUGGAUUCCAAUACUUUAGACGUUCAGCGAAGCCAACGUUACUAUUAUUACGAGAUCAAUCAAAUCAGCGCUGCCUCUCCUUUAUUUCCUUAUAAGUUCACAUUGGCCGUAAAGUACAAACAGGAAAAGCACACAUCGCGGCGCUGGUUGCGUGUGUUGGCCGUGGUUCUCCUGAUGCUGGCAGACGCUGCAGAGCCUCAUCACGUUGUCGAGCGGCCACUCGUGUGCCAGAGAGUUACGCCGACGCCAAAUAACUCGGCGUCGACUCCAGUGUUUGUGUUCUCUUAAACGUUCAACGCUCACUUUUUUGUCUUUUGAGGCUGCGAGCCAAGGCACAUGACGAGAGCCUUUUUCCAAACUCCAGACCCCGUUUCGCCGCAUCUCUAUCCCUCUUUUCCUUUUGCCGUCGUGACAUCAAGGCGGCGUUCGUUAGCGUCGGAGCUCGCCGUUGCACUUUGAGUUAGGCACUUUUCCCUGUGUGAUGUGUGUUUGUUGUUGAUUUGCUGUCAUACAUGAAGGGAUUCAACUGUUUCUGGAAAAAACAAACAACUUUGUCAGAGUUUUUCUUGUUUUGUUUGUGUGUGAGUAAUUGCCCUCUGUUUAAUGCUGUUUGUUAGUGCUUUGUUAGUGUCAUUUGUAAAUUGUAAAUAUUGUACGUGCGUAAUCAUUUCUCCUCCUUUUACAAGCACAGUAAUAUACGAACUGCUGCAUGGCCGUUCCUCAUUUACACUACAGGCGGUGAGAUUGACGUUUGACCCCGUCACUCGUAGGCCAGACCACGAAUGUUCCGGGAUCAUUUGAACAGAGGGAUUUGAUUGAUUGAUUGAGAUCAGAUCCAAAUAAAACUGCCUUUAUGACUGUUUUACAA